Molecule: messenger RNA, 518 nt
Organism: Phytophthora sojae
Lineage: Eukaryota; Oomycota; Peronosporomycetes; Peronosporales; Peronosporaceae
Exons: 1
Coding region: 44-409 (121 amino acids)
Source: RefSeq, a predicted model, not a curated record
CCUCCAGGCGCAAGUUGAAGCAGCAGACGAAGACAACAGCAAGAUGGCGCCCCCUCCGCAGUACGUCAAGGCCGUGGCGCUCAAAAACUCGACGUCGCACCCCGUUAAAGUGACGGCGACCUUCGGCUCGGACGAGUUCGAGGCCGAGGGCAAGGCCAAGAUCCACGAGACGCGCGAGCUCGCGCCCGGCGCCGAGGCGAGCAUCAAGGAGCACGAGUACGACAUGGGCGGCUGGACGGCCGUGGCCGCGCUCUACUCGCUGGAGGUGGAGCACUCGACGGACAGCGGCCUGCUGGGCAAGACGCUGUACACGCCCAGCGUCAGCGGCAUCGUCGACGUGCUGCACGUGGACAUCGGAGCCGACGACAGCGCCAAAAGCUUCAAGGUCGCGGCUGUGCGCGAGGCCUGAGCUGGCUGCAGUGCUGCAGACGCCUCUAACUUCCUCUCGACUGCGGCUGAAGCGCGCGUCGUUUCCUUUUCGUUCUCAAACAAAAAUCUGUUUUCUUUUUCUUUUGUUU